AUGGUCCGUAUUCCUUCCAACAAGACUUUCCGUACCAAGCAGAAGCUCGCCAAGGCUGCUAAGCAGAACCGCCCCAUCCCCCAGUGGAUCCGCUUGAGGACUGACAACAAGAUCCAGUACAACGCCAAGCGCAGACACUGGCGCCGCACCAAGUUGAACAUCUAA
Saitoella complicata NRRL Y-17804 is the source of this 165-nucleotide messenger RNA. RefSeq names its product 60S ribosomal protein L39. The transcript has 3 exons. The record is from RefSeq and is a predicted model, not a curated record. Gene Ontology annotation, cellular component: ribosome; cytosolic large ribosomal subunit. Gene Ontology annotation, molecular function: structural constituent of ribosome. Bases 1 to 165 code for a protein of 54 amino acids. Lineage: Eukaryota; Fungi; Ascomycota; Saitoellomycetes; Saitoellales; Saitoellaceae. Gene Ontology annotation, biological process: translation.